Molecule: messenger RNA, 300 nt
Organism: Pyricularia pennisetigena
Lineage: Eukaryota; Fungi; Ascomycota; Sordariomycetes; Magnaporthales; Pyriculariaceae
Exons: 3
Coding region: 1-300 (99 amino acids)
Biological process (GO): attachment of spindle microtubules to kinetochore
Cellular component (GO): DASH complex
Source: RefSeq, a predicted model, not a curated record
AUGUCUACACGCAACAACCAUACGAUGAACAUGACAACUUCGCACGGAACUGCGCGGCCUUCAAUGGCGACCAGUUCAGGCGGAGCCGUCAAGGCGCGACAGCUUGCACAACUUCAUGCCCAACUAGCGCAACUGUCAAACAACCUUUCAGAUACAGAGAAUUUACUACGGAUGACGAGCGUGCAAGCAGAGGCGAUGCGUGGGCUGGGAAGUUGGCACGCUGGGAUGUUCAUGGCAGCGAGCAAACUUGGCGAGGAGGCUGUACGGGAUCAGGGACAAGGUCAAGGAGAUUCCAAGUAG